GGCUUUAAGAGAGGUUGGUAAACGUAACCGAGAUCCAACAAGUUUGUAUGAGUAACUUAUACUGUCGCAUUCGGUACAGGAAGUAAUUUAAGCUCUGACCAGGUUGUCCAAAGACGGUAUGUAGCAAUAGAACAAGGCGCUGGACAUUUUACGUUUGUGAAGUAUUUCGACAAAUUAAGACACAUUCUUUAAACUGUCUAGAAUGGGUUUCUGGAAAAUAUGCGGUCUUAUUCCAAUUCUGCUUUUGUAUGAUGGGCAUGCAAAGUGCAUCAUCACUAGAUCAUCGGACAUAUGCGGUUUGACUGGUGACGUGUACAAUUGUCAAUAUCAGCAAUUGAAAUCUGUACCAAGAGACAUUGUUUCAAAUAUCACAGCCAUUGAUCUUUCUCACAACGAUAUACUGAAUCUGAAGGAUGGCGACUUCAACGGAAUGCAUAAUCUGAAAGCCAUAUAUCUUAAUCGGAACAGGAUAAAUCACAUCAAAAAGAACGUAUUUCAACAUCUGCCUAAUUUGUGCAUCCUAGAUCUAAGCUCAAACCAACUUCGCAAAGGAUCCAUAGAAAAGGGAACGUUUCAAGAUUUGAAUUCUCUUCAGGAACUCAGAAUUAAUCGUAACCCAUUUCAAAGUGGAGGAUUUCUUGACGAAGAAAUAGAACAGCUUCCAUCACUGAGGAACUUAUCAAUAAGCGUUACUACAGAUACCUUGUAUUUUUCUUCAAAAUUUCGAACAUUAAAAAAUCUUAAAAAGUUGGAAAUUGAUUCUUAUGUCGAUUUUCAGUUAAAUAAUAAAUCCUUCGAAAAUCUCGUUGAAAUCAAUAUAGAAUAUGUACAUUUCAUCUUUAGUUACUCUUGUUCAUGCAAAAAUAUCGACGAAGAUUUGUUUUGGGCAUUUCCUAACUUAAAAGGCCUGCGCCUUCAAACGUUGUGUGGCAUGCGAUACGCACUGAAGUCCCUGAUGCGAUUCCAGUUUAAGAAAUUGAACUAUGUAAACUUUUCUCGUUCAUUCCCAUACUAUGGAGACAUGAUUGGUAUGAAUGAAAAUGAUGUGAAGUACCUGAGAAACGUCUGUGUUAAAACUGUUAGUUUGAAGAACACAAAUAGUAUUAACAUACCUACAAUGAAAUCCUCCAUAUUUAUGAAAUGCAUUGAACAUAUAGACUUGUCAUUCAAUACGCUUAAAAAUUCCAAUUUUGUAGGUGCAAUUUUAGAAGCAGUGAGAGUCAAAGUUAUAAAUUUCAGUCACCAGAGUUACUGUGGUUCAUAUUCAUCUCCCAGUGAAAACAGCAAACUAACGAUACAGCAAAUUCCAUUCAAUCUCACACUAUCUACUUCAUUGGAAGAUUUAGACUUCUCCAAUACGCACAUUGAUCCCGGCACAAGGAAGUUAAAAAUUCAAGUGUACGGAAUUAACCUGAAAUGCCUCAAUUUAGGACAUACAAGUUUUCCCCUUUGUAGGAUGGACAACUUGAAACUUGUAUUACCUCGACUGUGGUUUUUUGAUCUCUCUGGUGUACAAUGUAAAGAUUUAAAUGUAGCAUUUCUGAAAGAUUUGCGUUCUUUGUCGGAACUCUACCUGAGUGAUGUAAAUCUUGAUUCCGGUCUAACACGAGAUGUGAAGGCUGAGUUUCUUAAUGGCCUUACCAGACUGAAAGUGAUCGAUUUCUCAAAGAACGCCUUAAAAGAUUUACAUCCGAACCUUUUUCAAAGUCAGUCAUUCUCUUUGGAAACGUUAUUACUAAAUGGCAAUCUAUUCACUACAGUUCCAAAUGCUCUUCGUGUUGUUACAUCAUUACGAAUUCUUCUACUGAAAUUCAAUAAAAUAUCAUCCUUUUCGACCGAUUCUAUCAUUACCUUAAAUCAUUUAAAAAGCGUUCAGAUAGAUGUUAGAGGUAACCCCUUUGAUUGUUUCUGUAAUGCUAUUGAUUCGUUGCGCUGGAUGUCUGAUCAUCGAGAACUAUUUCUCCAUUUGAACGAGACCUACUGUAUUGAGGAACCAACCAAAUCGUUGUUUUCUGUCAUUAAUGAUAUGCGUUCCCUAGAACUACGAUGCAUUUCAAGGCUGUGGAUGCAAAUAUCUUUUUCUGCUCUGUCGUUCACAUUUCUGUUUCUUGUAACAUUUACAAUUUUAUACCGCUACAGAAUCUUCCUGCGUUAUGGAAUGUUGAGAAUCCGAUUAUUUUGGAGGAAAAGCUUUUCGAUAAUCACUACAUCCGACAUACCUGUGUAUGACGCAUAUAUUUCGUAUUCAUCCAGUGAUUUUCUUUGGGUGUGCUCAAAACUUUACCCAGCAUUAACUGGACAAAAUCUUCGAAUCACACUGCAAGAUAAAGAUUUUAACCCAGGUAGUCCCUAUGCAGAAGAAGUAGUUAAAUUUGUUAGCAUGAGCAAAUAUGUGAUAUUCGUAAUAACACGGGGUUUUAUCAAAUCUGAAUGGGGAUCCUAUGAAAUUCAGAUCGCAAAAAUACAUGCAAUUCACACUAAGGCGAAACUUGUUCUGAUCAUUAAGGAUGGAAUCCAAAUUGAAGACCUUCCAAAAGACAUCUUGUUUAUUUGGUGGAAAAUCACACCAUUGGUGUUUAAUGAAAAUGGAACCGAAGAGAAACAAGCAAAAAUUUUCAAACGGUUAUUCACUAUUAUUAAGGAUUAAUCAAAUGGAAUAACACAUACUUCCGUGUUCUUUGUGGUGUACUGUACUUAUCAUACAAGAACCCGUUUUAUUUGUGGAUAUAGAAUACACUCAUUUUAACGCAAUACGUUUCAGGACAAAUACGAGAAACAAAAUAUUGAUUGCAUUAAAAAAUACAUGUAUGAAAGCUGCACGACAAUUUUUAUUUUUAGUUUGUAUUAUUCAAUGUUUUUGCGUUUUAUAUCUUUACAAAUUGUGUGUAUAGUCAUAUUCCCAGCGAUGCAGUUAUUGACAUUGCAUGAAAGAAUCUUGAUAAAUAGAGUAUGUCUAUUGUAACGUCUUGUGAUUCCAACAAAAAUGACAAUUCUGUAUUUUAUGAUACUAAUAUGCAUAAAUAAUGACUUACA
This is a messenger RNA of Ostrea edulis (European flat oyster), 3033 nucleotides long. RefSeq names its product toll-like receptor 8. The coding region runs from base 203 to 2647 and encodes 814 amino acids. NCBI's taxonomy places the organism in Eukaryota, Metazoa, Mollusca, Bivalvia, Ostreida, Ostreidae. Gene Ontology annotation, cellular component: membrane. Gene Ontology annotation, molecular function: transmembrane signaling receptor activity; protein binding. The transcript has 2 exons. Gene Ontology annotation, biological process: immune response; toll-like receptor signaling pathway. The record is from RefSeq and is a predicted model, not a curated record.